Molecule: messenger RNA, 1075 nt
Organism: Anopheles maculipalpis
Lineage: Eukaryota; Metazoa; Arthropoda; Insecta; Diptera; Culicidae
Product: endothelial lipase-like
Exons: 1
Coding region: 1-1074 (357 amino acids)
Biological process (GO): lipid metabolic process
Molecular function (GO): lipase activity
Source: RefSeq, a predicted model, not a curated record
AUGAAUCCUUUAGUUUCUGUCGUAGUAAUAUUUUUGUUCGGAAUAAGUGGACAGUGUACGUUAGUCAAGCAAGCCGAACAACUUCUCAAACAUGAGCUAGACGAAUGGGUGCUCAUUCCUACUAUUGUCGAUGAAUGGAUCUGGGCGCAUCGACCUACCGCUGGGUUUAUAAUGCAAAAACAUCGAUCAUCUUUAUCACCGUCGAAUAUCGAGUUUCUGCUCUACACUCGACGCGAUACCGAUGACGAUGGUCAUCGCUUGCAGCUAGGAAACAAGAAUUCUUUGAUCAACUCAAACUUCCAUCCAGAUCGCCCAACAAGGAUCAUCGUGCAUGGGUGGCAAAAUAGCAAAAGCUCUCCAAUAGCGAGCAGCAUUCGCGAUACGUACCUGCUAUUAUGGAACUACAAUGUGAUCGUGGUAGAUUGGUCCACCUGUUCGAUGCACUGGAAUUACAUACGAGCCGUUGGAUGUGUCCCGGUGGUCGGUCAGCUGUUAGCACAACUGCUUGACGAACUUCACCAGCACGCAGGGCUGACGAUGGAAAAUGUGUACAUUAUCGGGCACAGUCUGGGUGCGCACGUUGCGGGCAUUGCUGGUAAGACGAUAGAGAACGGACAACUGCACACAAUCAUCGCCCUCGAUCCGGCACUACCGCUGUUCUCGAUCCGGAAUUCAGAAAAUCGCAUCGGACCUCAGGACGCAAUGUACGUGGAGGUAAUACAUACCAACGGUGGAUUGCUCGGGUUUUUGCACCCGAUCGGGACGGCCGACUUUUACCCGAACGGAGGCACUCACCAGCCGGGCUGUGGGCUGAACGUGCUGAUGUGUUCCCACUCGCGUGCAUGGGAACUGUUUGUGGAAUCGUUGCAAGAACCGGAGGAAAAGCUGUUGGCCAGCCGGGUCGACUCGUUGGACGAGAUACAGCAAGAUGUUGGUGGUCCAGUGCUGAAACGCAGUGAACCCAACGGUCGGAAUGUCAAGCGGGUGAAAAUGGGAGGCGAACCAUCCAGUGCUGAACAUGCGCGGGGACUUUAUUCUAUCACCACGCGAGAUAAAAGUCCAUUUUUCUCCUGAA